GCUUUGGUUCUAUUUUUAAGGUCAUUAAAUAAAAUUUUGGUAUAAUUCCAAUUCCACCGCUGCGACGAGAGAGGAGCACAGAGAUCUCUCGUUUCGUUUUUCCCGGAAAAUCUGGGGAAAAAUAAUAAGCAAAAUUUUCCAUCGAUUCUCUGAGAAAAUUCGACUCUCUAGUCCACGAGUUUUUUUUCACCUCUCUCUUUUCGUUAAUCUCUCUCAACGCCUCUUCACCAUUUCCUUGUAUUCACUUUUUUCUCCUCUUUUUUUUCUUUUUUUUUUUGAAUCUCUCCUCCUUCACCGUUCCGAUUUCUUGUUCCUCUACUUGAUGAUGCAAUUUUGAUCAGAUCUAGUGUAGUAUAGGUAGGAUUUUCCCAGAGAGUUAUGUUUAUGGAUCGAGAGAGACGGAGUUCUGGUCGUAAUGGGACUCCUGAAUAUAGCAACGGCAAAUUCCGCGAUGAUAAUGGUUAUGGAUUCAUAGAUCGAUUGGAAAAUUGCCGUGAGAAGAGUCCUUCUAGAUCGAAGAUCCUUCGGAUCCCGUCGCCGACCUCGUCUCCUCCACCUUCUAGUUCUUCUCCGCCAUUUCAUGGUUCCAAUUCGCCUGACCGUGGAUACAUCGAACACCGCAUCUCCAAGUUUGAUACUCUCGCCGGCAUUGCCAUCAAAUACGGUGUUGAGGUUGCAGAUGUGAAAAGGAUGAAUAACCUUGUUACUGAUCUUCAAAUGUUUGCUCUCAAGUCUCUUCAGAUUCCGUUACCUGGGAGACAUCCUCCUUCUCCAUGUUUAUCUAAUGGCUCCUUAAACCAUGGAGAGGGAUGUUCAUGCCACGAACCGGAAUCACCAAACCAUUGCGACCAGGAAGUGUUUGACUCAUUUCAGUCUCUGAGAUUGAAAUCUUCGGAAAAGAAAGUUUCUCCAGCCAUGUACUCAUUGCAAGGUUAUUACGGGCUAAAACCUGCAGAUAGAACAGUUUCUGAUGGAGGAUGCUUGGAGAUGGGAAAUUACAAAACGGAAUCUUCUCAUCAUCUCUUUAACAAUGGUGAUAACGGAUAUCUCAGACCUUUCCCAUCCACAAAUACUCCCUUGAAUCACCACAGGAAAUCAAGAAGCUUGGUCAAUGCGCUUAUCGAAGAGGUUAACCAAUCACCCGAUAAUAAUACUCAAGAACCAAACUCCGAUAAGUUUAUGAGAAGACGCCAAAAAUCUGAGGCCGAUUUUUCAUCCCGGACUCCAGAACUUGUGUUGAAAGAAGAGAACAGUAGCAGCAAUGGCGGGUUUUUAUCAAUAGCCGGAAAAGGCUUAGCUUUGAGAUCGAAAGCUUCAAGCAGAACCAAUCUAGCAGCAGAAUCUGAGACCGGUAACUUCAAUCCAGUGCCAAUGAACUUGAUGGAUGCUCCAGUUGCAGACAGCUUUAGCAGUGUAAGAAAAUCGUCGAGUGCAUCGAGUCUACAAGAUCCAGAUGGUAACAGCAAUAACGGUUCGUUGUCUCUAUGGCCAACUUCAAAGUGGAGCUUGAAACCUGAUUUGCUUACACCAGCGGCUAUUACAAGCUCCAUCUUUGAUGGAUUACCAAAGCCUUUAACAGGACGGAGAAAUAAAACGGCUCUGGACUAAAAAAGGUCAGUUUCUGGUUAUUUUAACUACCUUGUUCAUUUUUUGGGGACUAUUCAAAUCAAUUGUCAAAAGAAGCUAUUUAGCUUAAGGCGGAGUAAAUACAAAAGUAAAGAGAUUAGAGAAAAAAAAUUGGAAGGAAGGAAGAAAGAAAAACUUCCAAAAAUUGAAAUUUAUAAAGAAGCUUCUGAUGAUGUAAUGAUUGGGUCUUUUUUUUUUUUUGUAAGUUUAUAUUCUGUACCAUUUUCUGGGUGCGGUUGUAUCGACAAAAUCUGUAGCGUAGUUUUACUUUUAUUUUUAAUUAAUGAUACAUUGUCACAACACAUACUAAAAUGUAUUUUCUAUGCAUUCAUUUAAUAAUGCUUUUAUUAAAGUACAAAGGCUCAUUCAUUCAA
Molecule: messenger RNA, 2000 nt
Organism: Arabidopsis lyrata subsp. lyrata
Lineage: Eukaryota; Viridiplantae; Streptophyta; Magnoliopsida; Brassicales; Brassicaceae
Exons: 3
Coding region: 379-1608 (409 amino acids)
Source: RefSeq, a predicted model, not a curated record